AUGGCGGAGUUAUUAGCAGGCCCUUCCAAUCUUCACGAUGACAGUUCAGAUUCAUUAAUUUGCACACCUGAAGAAAUUUCCGAGAAAGCUAAAGAAGUGACUCUGCAAUUAUUACCUAACAAAUCAAAAAAAAAAUAUGAUAUACAGUACGAUCUUUUUAUGAAAUGGUGCGCUACCAAACAUGUAAAAAGAUACAGCGAAAGCGUAGUUUUAGCUUACUUAAGUGAAUUAUCGGCCAAAUACAAGUCGUCAACUUUAUGGUCGAUACAUUCCAUGUUAAAAGCGACGCUAUCAGUACGUCAGAAUGUAGAUAUUGGAAGCUACGUAAAGGUAAAUGCUUUCUUGAAAAAGCAAUCGGUAGGGCACAUUCCAAAAACAUCGAAAACCUUUACAUCAACUGAAGUGAAUACGUUUUUAAGAGAUGCCCCAGAUGACAUCUAUUUGAUGUUAAAGGUUGUUCUAAUAAUUGGAAUCAGCGGAGCUUGUAGAACGGAUGAACUGACCAAUUUGUGCACAAAUAACAUCCAAGACAAGGAUGACGUUCUCAUUGUGCACAUUCAUAACACCAAAAACUAUAAAGAGAGAACCUUUAUAGUUUGCAACUCCAAUAAAACGAACGCAACAGACGUGGUAGCAAUCUGUAAAAAAUAUUUUAGUUUACGACCGACAAAUUUGAAUACAAACCGACUGUUUAUUAAAUAUAAUGCUGGGAAAUGUGUUGGGCAAAACGUUGGUCAUCACACAAUUGGUUCCAUUCCUUCGAAGAUUGCUUCUUUUUUAAAUUUGCCUGAUGUAAAGGAAUACACAGGUCACUGCUUCCGGCGGACAUCGGCUACACUCCUUGUGGACUCAGGUGCGGAUAUACUGACCUUAAAAAGACAUGGUGGAUGGAAAAGCAGUUGUGUGGCGGAGGGAUACCUUGAGGAUUCCAUCCAAACCAAAAUUUCAGUUGCGAAAAAGAUCUUAAGUACAACUGAAAAUUAUGAAGAACCCAACAGUAAUCCUCGAGCAGGGGCUACACUUACAACAAAUGAGCAAGAAGUGACAAGUCGAUGCUCCUCUCUAGGUGCUUCUACUUCCACUUCAACCUUUUCUGAACAAAUACAAAUGUCAGAUUUAUCUAAACAAGGCUCAUUUUCUAAUUGUACACUCAAUAAUCCGGUGUUUAACAUUACAAUUUCAAACAAGUAA
This is a messenger RNA of Photinus pyralis (common eastern firefly), 1191 nucleotides long. RefSeq lists its product as uncharacterized. Gene Ontology annotation, biological process: DNA recombination; DNA integration. Bases 1 to 1191 code for a protein of 396 amino acids. Lineage: Eukaryota; Metazoa; Arthropoda; Insecta; Coleoptera; Lampyridae. The record is from RefSeq and is a predicted model, not a curated record. The transcript has 2 exons. Gene Ontology annotation, molecular function: DNA binding.